CUGCGUGGGAGCUGCUGUGAGUCAACGGCGCCGUGCUUGGACGCUACUUUGCUCUCAUUUCCCCGCACAGAGUCCCACGAUCUAAAAGUCCCCCUUCUCCACCCCCCUCCCCACAAAGUUCUUUGACGAUGUUCGUGGCGGUGGAAAGCCGGCAGCUGUCGGAGAACGACCGCAGACUUUUAGCCAUGCAGGCCCUGUGCAGGACCCCCGACCCGGUGGCCUCCUUCCUCCCGGUGCUGGUGGACUCUCAGCCUCCGCUGCCUCCGCCGCCGCCGCCUCCUGCCGGCCCGGGCUCGCUUCCUCACGCCUCCUUCUCCUCCUCCUCCUCCUCCGGGUCAUCCUCAUCAUCAUCCGCGCGCAGGCCCGCCGCCCGCUGGAGCGCCAAGCCCCGAACUGGCCCGCAGAUUCAGAACGUGACGUCUUCGGUGAAGCUGGGUUGCGAUCUGGACCUGGAGUUCAUCGCUCGGAACUCGUGGAACGUGCAGCACCUGUCAACGGUCUUCAAGUCGCUCGUCAUGAAGAUCCGCAAGCCCCAGACCACGGCCAGGAUCUUCCAGUCCGGAAUCCUUUUCUGCACGGGAGCCAAGAGCGAGGACGAGUCUCGGGUGGCCGCCAGGAAGUUUGCCUUCAAAAUCCUGAAGCUGGGCUACCCGGUGCGCUUCCUGGACUUCAAGGUGCUCAAUAUCGGUGGCACGUGUAAAACGUUCCCCAUCAACCUGGAGGAUCUCUUCUUGGCCCACCAGGACCACUGCAGUUACGAACCGGAGCUGUUUCCUGCUCUGCAGUACAACUUCCGUCCCGGCAUGACGGCGUCCAUUUUUUCCUCUGGCUCCAUCUCACUGGUCGGGGCCAAAACGGAAGAUGAAUUCUACCGAGCUUUUUGCACCCUGGAUGGCAUCCUGAUCAACUUCAGGAGGACGUGAAGUCGACCCCGCUCGCGACGGUCACAUUCCGGGUGUGAGCAUGCAGCAUUAGCCACGCCGCCGUCGCUUACGCCGCCACCGAAGUAAAUCCAUAUUAUACAACAUUACAUCAUUAUAUCCCGAUUCCACUCGUCGCGUGACUAGUCUCGCCAACUUUGCUGUUGUCGCGUCAACAGUUGAAGCUGGAGCAAACUUUGAUUGACCAAAGUGUCGCUUUGAUGCUAAUGUGUGUUUUUUAUUUUUAGCUCGAAUGAUCAUCAACAAGUACAAGUUGCGUUGUGCUCGUUGACAAGCACUUGCUGUCUUCAUGUAAAGAUGUCAUAAAAGGUGACUGGAAAACAAAAAGAAGAGAAAGUGUUA
Molecule: messenger RNA, 1283 nt
Organism: Hippocampus zosterae (dwarf seahorse)
Lineage: Eukaryota; Metazoa; Chordata; Actinopteri; Syngnathiformes; Syngnathidae
Exons: 6
Coding region: 129-923 (264 amino acids)
Biological process (GO): DNA-templated transcription initiation
Molecular function (GO): RNA polymerase II general transcription initiation factor activity; DNA binding
Source: RefSeq, a predicted model, not a curated record